This is a messenger RNA of Contarinia nasturtii (swede midge), 549 nucleotides long. Its product is annotated as G protein-coupled receptor kinase 1-like. The coding region runs from base 3 to 362 and encodes 119 amino acids. The record is from RefSeq and is a predicted model, not a curated record. Gene Ontology annotation, molecular function: ATP binding; G protein-coupled receptor binding; G protein-coupled receptor kinase activity. The transcript has 4 exons. Gene Ontology annotation, biological process: regulation of signal transduction; G protein-coupled receptor signaling pathway; protein phosphorylation. NCBI's taxonomy places the organism in Eukaryota, Metazoa, Arthropoda, Insecta, Diptera, Cecidomyiidae.
CUAUGAAUGAUUUUAGCGUGCAUCGCAUAAUCGGUCGUGGUGGCUUCGGUGAAGUUUACGGAUGCCGAAAAGCUGAUACGGGUAAAAUGUAUGCAAUGAAAUGUUUGGAUAAAAAGCGAAUUAAAAUGAAACAAGGGGAAACAUUGGCAUUAAAUGAAAGGACGAUGCUGUCAUUAGUUAGCACAGGUGUGGAUUGUCCUUUUAUUGUAUGUAUGACGUAUGCAUUUCAUACGCCUGAUAAAUUGUGCUUUAUAUUGGAUUUAAUGAAUGGCGGAGAUCUUCAUUAUCAUUUAUCUCAACAUGGUGUAUUCAAUGAAUCUGAAAUGAAAUUUUAUGCAGCUGAAGGGAAAAUAUCAUUGUAAAGAAAAAAAUGAACGUACAUCCGAGCGUAUGAUUGCAGUCGAAAAGCAUGAAUAGAUGCGCGUGCACUUCAUAAAAAACAAGGAUCUUUUUUCGAAACACAAACGAAUAAAAAAAGAUGCAGAUAGUAAAACCAUGGGAGCGACGUGAAAAAACUUGACAUCAGCGCCAGUCCCUCAUAACUAAAAA